UAAUGGUGGGCCCCAGCUCGGACCCGACGAGAUGAAAGGUGGGGUUCUGCGCCCGAGGCGCACCUUCCGUCUGCCGCCCAAAACAACUUCGCAAUGCACUGUUCUCGUCGUACAGCAAGCCCUUGUAUGGAUCACCUUAUUGUUUAGGGCCUGCGACAAGAAUUUCACCACUACUGCCGGGGAGCUCUUGGGCCGGCUAUGACAGCCUUAGAUCAGUUGAAAAUGGGCACACCUCGAGCAGAUGCUCGAACGUUUGCCCCUCCUGGACUUCUCAGGUUACCCCCAUUUUCCAACUUAGCGGUCCAACAAUAGAAACGGCCAGCCUUAUAGCAUGUCGCCCUCGAUAUGGAACCUCAUGAAGCGCACAGGAUCUGAUCAGACGCCACCUCCUUCGCAAAGAACAUCGCCUACCGGCCACACAAAGCUCCAGAAGAUGGCUCCUGGUUUAACUGUCAAGUCGAUUGACUCACGUUCCUCGGGUAGUAGCUUGGAAGUUGCAUCACAAUACUCGUAUACCAAAGAAGAUGACUACUCAAGCUUCAUGAGCGAUGUAGUAGUUGUCGGCGCGGGACCCUCUGGGCUCAUGCUUGCCGAUAAUCUUGUGAGGUACGGCAUCCAAACAAGAAUCAUUGACGACCGACCUGACCGUACCUCGACCGGACGCGCUGAUGGCAUUCAGCCCAAGACAAUCGAGACUCUGCGCCAGAUGCGAAUUGCAGAGCCUCUGUUGCGCAAAGGUGUGAAGAUCUUCGACAUCUCCUUCUGGAAGUCUUCGGCCGAAGAGCCACUGCACCGAACUGGCCGUGAGAUUCAUUACCCUCCUGUAGUUGACCUACUCGACCCAUACAUCCUAUUGGUCCACCAAGGCAUGGUCGAAGCUGUUUUUGAGAGUGACCUCCAAGAGCGGGGUUCGACAGUGCUACGCAACACGGCUUUCGAAAGCCUCGAAUACACACCACAGAUGAUUCGACCAUUGACUGUCACCUGCAAGCAAGGCGUUGGCCAAAUCAAAAAAUCGUUUGCGACUCGAUAUGUCGUUGGCUGUGACGGUGCCCACUCGAAAGUACGAAAGGCCAUUCCCGGAUCGGUACCUGUUGGCUCCUCGUCUGAGGCUGUCUGGGGUGUCUUGGAUGGCGUGCUUGACACAGAUUUCCCAGAUAUCUGGAGCAAGGUCGUUGUCCAGUCAGAGACGCUGGGUUCUGUGUUGAUGAUACCUCGUGAGCGUGGUCUGACACGUCUUUACAUUGAGCUUCGACCAGGCUCAGAAGCGGCGGUAUCUGCAGGCGAACAGACACCCCAAGAGUUCGUGCAGAGUCGUGCACGCGCAAUCCUGCAACCUUAUAGACUGGAAUGGAGGAAUGUCGAAUGGUUCGGGCGUUACAAGAUCGGUCAGAGGGUGGCUUCCAAGUUCACCGAUGCCGAACGAAGAGUGUUCAUCGCGGGAGACGCUAGCCAUACACACUCACCUAAGGCUGCGCAGGGCAUGAACACAUCAAUGCACGACUCUUGGAAUCUGGCAUGGAAGUUGAAUUUUGCUGUCCGUGGUCUUGCAAAGGCCAGUCUGAUGGAGAGUUACGAGCAAGAGCGGAAGAAAAUCGCUCAGGAUCUCAUCGAUUUCGACUAUGAGCAUGCCAAUGCCUUCCACGAAGGUGACCCUGCUGCUCUCGCGGCUAAUUUCACCAAAAACGUUGCAUUCAUCUCUGGGUACGGUGUUAGUUACACACCAAAUGUCUUGAACGUGUUCACCAAGGGCUCCACACGAGGCCAUCUCACACCAGGAUUUUUACUUCCUCCCGCAAAGGUCACGCGCUUUAUUGACUCGAACCCUGUCGACAUUCAAACUGACAUUCCUGCUUUGGGUCAAUUUCGCAUCUACUUCUUCUGUCAUAAUGUACAAAAAGCGACACCUUUCCUUGAGACAGUGUGUCAUCAACAGUCUGGUAUGGGGUCGUACGUCGGCCGAAUCACCGCCGCGGGCAACGCUUCAUACACCAUGCAGCCUCCGCUAGCCGCGCCUCAUGAUCAAUUUGUUCUCCCUGAACGAUAUACUCCUGUCAGCGGCAUCUUCACAUACGCUUUGGUCACUGAUCAGAACCGGGACGACGUCGAGAUCAAGGACUUGCCGCCUGUGCUGCGUGACUCUGCCUGGUCGUUUUACCUUGAUGACGUUCCCCACAAGGAUACCCGUAAGCAGACCGUCAUGGACAAGUGGCUGGAUGGACUUGAUCAAGACGAGGUUGUGGUUCUCAAUGUUCGACCUGAUGGCUACGUGGGUACAGUGCGUAGAUUCAACAGCGGCAGCAGGGACAACGGUAUGGCAGCCGUUUACUGGAUGGAUGACUACUAUGAGGGAUUCAUGAAAGAUCAGUAAUGUUAAUGUAUCACGAGUACAUUUUGGCAGCAUGGUCAUGGCGUUGGUCUGUGGAUUGGGCAACAUAAAGGAUACUCACGGCAGCAUUGAACAUGCUUUCAUGGAUAGAAUACAUUCGAAUAUUUUCUUACA
Messenger RNA from Boeremia exigua, 2503 nucleotides. Its product is annotated as FAD binding domain-containing protein. The record is from RefSeq and is a predicted model, not a curated record. The transcript has 2 exons. The coding region runs from base 332 to 2371 and encodes 679 amino acids. Gene Ontology annotation, molecular function: FAD binding. NCBI's taxonomy places the organism in Eukaryota, Fungi, Ascomycota, Dothideomycetes, Pleosporales, Didymellaceae.